This is a messenger RNA of Psylliodes chrysocephalus, 2782 nucleotides long. NCBI's taxonomy places the organism in Eukaryota, Metazoa, Arthropoda, Insecta, Coleoptera, Chrysomelidae. The record is from the annotation of a GenBank genome assembly.
UGUCAACAAGUGCGUCACCGCGCUCUGCCACGUUCUACCCGGGAAGGCGGAGCUAAAGCAAUUCUGGUAGAGAUCGGCGUAAACCAUUGCCGCCAUCUGAGUCCCUGAACUGGUUGUUAGAUGGCAUUUGAUUGACAUAGGAUGUGCCAAAAUGUCAACUGUCAAGUCGAAAGAGGAAAACGAAAAGCCAAAUAAGCUAUUUGCUAUUUAAUUCAUUUUAUAAUUAUUUUAAUAUUUGGACUCCAUAUAAAUUGUUAGAAAUACAAUUUUUGAAUAUAAAAAAUGAGUCGUAGACGGGCGCAUGAAGACGACGAUGGUUAUGAGAGAGCCUACCGAAAAAGGCGUCGUGUAUCCGAAAAUCAAGAAAUAGAAGACAGAUUAGAGUCCCUAAUUCUACGAGUCGGUGAAAAAAGUACAUCAUCUCUAGAAAGCAACUUAGAAGGCUUAGCAAGUGUCUUAGAAGCAGAUUUGUCGACAUUCAGAGCUAAAAUUUUACGAAUUUUAACCGAUUGCGCCAUUCGAAUGCCCGAAAAAUGUACGAUUUACACGACCUUAGUAGGUUUAUUAAACGCUAAGAAUUUCAAUUUCGGCGGAGAGUUUGUAGAAUAUAUGGUAAAGAGUUUCAAGGAAUCUUUGAAACAAUGUAAAUGGGACGCAGCGCGAUAUGCUUUAAGAUUUUUGGCGGAUUUAGUUAAUUGUCACGUAAUAUCUGCUACUUCUCUAUUACAAUUAUUAGAUAAUAUGAUAGAUACAGCAAAUGAAGACAAUGUACCUCAAGUGAGACGAGAUUAUUACGUUUUUGCUAUACUAAGUACCCUCCCAUGGGUGGGUAGAGAGUUGUAUGAAAAGAAAGAAAAGUCAUUGGACCAUUUGAUCAUUCAAAUCGAAAUAUUUCUAAAUAAAAGGAACAAAAAGCACCAUAAUGCUUUGAGAGUUUGGUCAGUGGACACACCCAGUCCACAGGUAGAGUAUCUUGAUUGCUUGUGGGCUCAAGUGAAAAAACUAAAACAGGACAAUUGGGCAGAGAAACAUAUCCCAAGACCUUAUUUGGCUUUUGAUUCUAUACUUUGCGAAGCUUUACAGCAUAACUUACCAUCAAUUCUCCCUCCACCUCAUCAUGACAGUUAUGAAUAUCCAAUGCCUUGGGUAGUGUUCAGAUUAUUCGAUUAUACUGAUUGCCCAGAAGGUCCAAUUCUACCAGGAGAGCACUCGAUCGAACGAUUCUUAAUAGAAGAACAUCUACAUUCUAUUAUAGAGUUGUAUCAUUUGGAAAGAAAGGAUUGUGCAGCACAUUUAUUAAAUUUUCCUUACAAGCUGAAGAUUCCUUUGGAAUAUUGCAUUGUUGAGGUAAUUUUUGCUGAAUUAUUUCACAUGCCAACUCCUAGAUAUUUAGAAAUCGCCUAUGGGGCUGUAUUGAUUGAACUUUGUAAGCUGCAACCUUCUACCAUGCCACAAGUUUUGGCUCAAGCUACUGAAAUGCUUUUUAUAAGGAUUGAUUCCAUGAAUGUGUCUUGUUUCGAUAGAUUUGUACAAUGGUUUGCUUAUCAUUUAAGCAACUUCCAAUUUAGAUGGUCUUGGGACGAUUGGGACACCUGUUUGACUUUGGAUGAAGAUCAUCCCAAGCCCAAGUUUAUCAGAGAGACUAUGUUGAGAUGUAUGAGAUUGUCGUAUUUCCAGAGAAUUAGAGAAAUUUUGCCGCCGACUUUUUCAAAAUAUAUUCCAGAAAAACCAGAGCCGGACUACAAGUAUGCUCAAGAAGCAGCGACAACCCUUCCCGGUACCGAAGCGGCCCACAAACUAGUAGUGUCCAUCCGUCAAAAAUGCACCCCCGAAGAAGUCCUCGCAGUAUUAAAAGACCUACCCAACCCGCGAUCGGCCGAAGAAGGCGACCGCCCCUUCAAUCCGCUCAAGAUCGACGUGUUCGUUCAAACGCUAUUGAAUCUCGGCUCGAAGAGUUUUUCGCACAGCUUCGCCGCCAUAUCGAAGUUCCAUUACGUGUUCAAGAUAUUGGCCGAAUCCGAGGAGGCUCAGAUUUGCAUUCUGAAAAACGUGUUCGAAUUGUGGCGCAACCAUCAGCAGAUGAUGAUCGUGCUGGUCGAUAAGAUGUUGAAGACGCAGAUCGUGGAGUGUUCGGCGGUAGCGAACUGGAUUUUUUCCAAAGAAAUGACGCCGGAAUUCACGAAAAUGUACCUGUGGGAAAUCCUGCAUCUGACCAUAAAGAAAAUCAACAAACACGUCAUCAAACUGGGCGCGGAAUUGACGGACGCCCGUGAAAAACUCGCUCGGGCCGAAUCGAGCGACAGCGAUUCGGACGAAGACGAAACGAAGAAAAAGCCAGAAGACGCCGAAAAACCGACCGAGGAAAUGGUGGAGGGUAUCGAGGAAAAGUUGGAGAGCGCGCAGGCCGAUCAGAAGCAUUUGUUCUUGAUCAUUUUCCACAGGUUCAUUAUGAGCUUGUCGGAGCAUUUGGUCAAGUGCGAUACGGACGGUAAAGAUUUCAAUACGCAUUGGUACAAGUGGACUAUCGGAAGGUUGCAGCAAGUAUUUUUAGCGCAUCAUGAGCAAGUUCAAAAGUACAGUUCGACAUUGGAGACGCUUUUGUUCACGCAAGAUUUGGAUCAUCACAUACUGGAGGUGUUCCAGCAAUUCGUUUCGUUAAGAGCUUAAAACCGUUUUAAUGUUUAUGUUUGUGAAAUACCACAUUUUUUUUUAGGUUUUCCUGAAAGUUUUUUUUCUGGUGUAAAAUGUUUUAUAUUAUAUAACAAUUCUAUUUCUUAGAAUU